AUUGUGGAACAUUACACGUGACAGGUCGUACACAAUUGUCUUCUAAUGAACAGAACUAUCAUAUAUAUGGCAAUUCAGGAGCUCAUAUUCAUUGCGUCAAAGGUUAUGAAUUUCCCGAUCACACCAAUACUACUACAGUCAAAUGCCUUGAGACAGGUGCUUGGAGCACAGUGCCCACAUGUCAGCCUAAAGAUUGUGGAACAUUACAUGUGAAAGAGCACACAUACUUGUCAACGAACGAAGAGAACUAUCAUUUAUAUGGCUAUUCAGGAGCUCAUAUUCAAUGCGACACUGGCUAUGAGUUUCCCGAUCACAGUAAUACUACGACAGUAAAAUGUCUUGACACAGGUGUUUGGAGCAAUGUACCCUUAUGUCAGCCUAAAGAUUGUGGAACAUUACAUGUGAAAGAGCACACAAACCUGUCAAUGAACGAAAAGAACUAUCAUAUAUAUGGCAAUUCAGGAGCUCAUAUUCAGUGCGACACUGGCUAUCAAUUUCCCGAUCACAGUAAUACUACGACAGUAAAAUGUUUUGACACUGGUGUUUGGAGCAAUGUACCCUUAUGUCAGCCUAAAGAUUGUGGAAAAUAUCACGUGACAGGUCAAACACAAUUGUCUUCUAAUGAACAGAACUAUCAUAUAUAUGGCAAUUCAGGAGCUCAUAUUCAUUGCGUCAAAGGUUAUGAAUUUCCCGAUCACACCAAUACUACUACAGUUAAAUGCCUUGAAACAGGUGUUUGGAGCACAGUGCCCACAUGUCAGCCUAAAGUUUGUGGAACAUUACAUGUGAAAGAGCACACAAACCUGUCAAUGAACGAACAGAAAUAUCAUAUAUAUGGCAAUUCAGGAGCUCAUAUUCAGUGCGACCCUGGCUAUGAAUUUCCCGAUCACAGUAAUACUACGAUAGUAAAAUGUCUUGACACAGGUGUUUGGAGCAAUGUACCCUUAUGUCAACCAAAAGAUUGUGGAACAUUUCACGUGACAGGUCAUACACAAUUGUCUUCUAAUCAACAGAACUAUCAUAUAUAUGCAAAUUCAGGAGCUCAUGUUCAUUGCGUCAAAGGUUAUGAAUUUCCCGAUCACACCAAUACUACUACAGUUAAAUGCCUUGAGACAGGUGCUUGGAGCACAGUGCCCACAUGUCAACCUAAAGAUUGUGGAACAUUACAUGUGAAAGAGCACACAAACCUGUCAAUGAACGAACAGAACUAUCAUAUAUAUGGCAAUUCAGGAGCUCAUAUUCAAUGCGACACUGGCUAUGAGUUUCCCGAUCACAGUCAUACUACGACAGUAAAAUGUCUUGACACUGGUGUUUGGAGCAAUGUACCCUUAUGUCAGCCUAAAGAUUGUGGAACAUUUCACGUGACAGGUCAUACACAAUUGUCUUCUAAUCAACAGAACUAUCAUAUAUAUGCAAAUUCAGGAGCUCAUGUUCAUUGCGUCAAAGGUUAUGAAUUUCCCGAUCACACCAAUACUACUACAGUUAAAUGCCUUGAGACAGGUGCUUGGAGCACAGUGCCCACAUGUCAGCCUAAAGAUUGUGGAACAUUACAUGUGAAAGAGCACACAAACCUGUCAAUGAACGAACAGAACUAUCAUAUAUAUGGCAAUUCAGGAGCUCAUAUUCAAUGCGACACUGGCUAUGAGUUUCCCGAUCACAGUCAUACUACGACAGUAAAAUGUCUUGACACAGGUGUUUGGAGCAAUGUACCCUUAUGUCAGCCUAAAGAUUGUGGAACAGUUAACGUGACAGGUCAUACACAAUUGUCUUCUAAUCAACAGUACUAUCAUAUAUAUGGCAAUUCAGGAGCUCAUAUUCAUUGCGUCAAAGGUUAUGAAUUUCCCGAUCACAGCAAUACUGCUACAGUUAAAUGCCUUGAGAUAGGUGCUUGGAGCACAGUGCCCACAUGUCAGCCUAAAGAUUGUGGAACAUUUCACGUGACAGGUCAUACACAAUUGUCUUCUAAUGAACAGAACUAUCAUAUAUAUGGCAAUUCAGGAGCUCAUAUUCAUUGUGUCAAAGGUUAUGAAUUUCCCGAUCACAGCAAUACUACUACAGUUAAAUGCCUUGCGACAGGUGCUUGGAGCACAGUGACCACAUGUCAGCCUAAAGACUGCGGUGACAUACACAGCAGCAUCAGCAUAAGGAAUGCGCUCAAAAGACGCCUGCAUAAUGACACCAAGUACAGUUCAACAGCAGAGAUAGACUGUGACGAAGGAUACUUUAACAUCAAGGAGAUUCAAACAAGUGGAAUUUCAACUACAACAAUACGUUGUUCUGAGUAUGGAACAUGGAUGAAUAUACCCACAUGCGUACGGAAAGAUUGUGGAAACUUGGACAUGCUGAAUAUAUCAAAUGCUAAAACAAGGAUUGUUUUUACUGAUACAAAAUACCAGUCGAAUGCUACUAUAAGCUGUGAGACUGGGUAUACUGAUCAAAAUAAACAUCAGACAUUGGGUAUAUCAACAUCUUGGAUAACAUGCUCUGCCAAUGGAACAUGGGCAAAUGUACCACAUUGUGAAAGGAAAGAUAACUACUUAGUCUGCGGAAAUGUACACAACAUUAGCAUUAACUAUGCAUCCAAUAGACGUCUGUACAAUGAUACCAUAGCAGAAACAGACUGUGACGAAGGAUACUACAACAUUAACGACGCUCAAACAAGUGGAAUUUCAACUGCAACAAUAAGGUGUUCUGAGAAUGGAACAUGGGUGAAUAUGCCUGCGUGUGUACGGAAAGAUUGUGGAAAGUUAGACCAGCUGAAUAUAUCAAAUGCUAAACUCAGGCUCACAUUCGGUGAUACAAAAUACAAGUCGAGUGCUGCUAUAAGCUGUGAUACUGGGUAUACUGAUAAAAAUAAACCCCAGACGAAUGAUAUAUCAACAUCUUUAAUCACGUGCUCUGCCAAUGGAACAUGGGCACAUGUACCGAAAUGUGUGAGGAAAGACUGCGGCAAUGUACACUACAUCAGCAUAAAUAAUGCAGCCAACAGACGUCUACAUAAUGACACCAAGUACACUUCAACAGCAGAUAUAGACUGUGACGAAGGAUAUUAUGACAUCAAGGUCACUCAAACGACUGGAAAAUCAACUACAACAAUUACUUGUUCAGAUCAUGGAACAUGGGUGAACAUACCUACGUGUGAACGGAAAGAAUGUGGAGGCUUAAGCGAGUUGAAUAUAGCAAAUGCUAAUGAUAGGAUUCCCAUUAAUGGCACAAAGUACAACUCGAUAGCAAAUAUCAGCUGUGAUGUUGGAUAUAAGGAACGGAACAAAAGUCAAACAACAGGGAUUACAAGUACUUUGAUAAGAUGUUACGAGAAUGGAACAUGGGCAAAUCAACCGACGUGUGUCAGGAAAG
Mercenaria mercenaria is the source of this 3357-nucleotide messenger RNA. RefSeq names its product sushi, von Willebrand factor type A, EGF and pentraxin domain-containing protein 1-like. The annotation marks the transcript as partial. Lineage: Eukaryota; Metazoa; Mollusca; Bivalvia; Venerida; Veneridae. The transcript is spliced from 17 exons. The record is from RefSeq and is a predicted model, not a curated record.